This is a messenger RNA of Tetrapisispora phaffii CBS 4417, 1143 nucleotides long. It is a transcript of the gene CKA1, whose product is annotated as casein kinase 2 catalytic subunit CKA1. Gene Ontology annotation, molecular function: ATP binding; protein serine/threonine kinase activity. The record is from RefSeq and is a predicted model, not a curated record. The coding region runs from base 1 to 1143 and encodes 380 amino acids. The transcript has a single exon. Gene Ontology annotation, cellular component: nucleus; cytosol; protein kinase CK2 complex. Gene Ontology annotation, biological process: regulation of transcription by RNA polymerase III; DNA damage response; protein phosphorylation. Lineage: Eukaryota; Fungi; Ascomycota; Saccharomycetes; Saccharomycetales; Saccharomycetaceae.
AUGAGAUCAAGAGUUUGGUCAGAGGCUCGUGUUUAUACCAAUAUAAACAAGCAAAGAGAUAAAGAUUAUUGGGAUUAUGAAAAUACUACUAUUGAAUGGUCAAAUGACCAUGGGAACUAUGAAAUAGAAGCAAAUGUGGGUCGUGGUAAAUAUUCUGAGGUAUUCAAAGGCAUUGAGUUGAAAAAUAGAAGAUCGAAUGUAAUCAAAAUGUUAAAGCCAGUCAAGAAGAAGAAGAUUAAAAGAGAGAUUAAAAUCUUAACAAACUUAUCAAAUGAGCAACAUCCAACAACUGCUAAACCAUAUAAUGAAGAAGAAUAUUAUGUUAGUAAAAAACAAGAAGUAUUGAAGUUUAAAAGAGAGUAUUUAUAUGAUAAACCGCAUAAAGGCCAUGAAAAUAUUAUUCAACUUCUUAAUGUGAUUAAGGAUCCCAUCUCAAAAACGCCUGCAUUAGUCUUUGAAUACGUUAAAAAUGUCGAUUUUAGAAUAUUGUACCCAAAAUUAACCGCCAUGGAUAUAAAAUACUACAUGUUUGAAUUAUUAAAAGCAUUGGAUUAUUGUCAUUCGAUGGGUAUUAUGCAUAGAGAUGUUAAGCCACACAAUGUCAUGAUUGACCACACAGCAAGAAAAUUAAGAUUAAUUGACUGGGGUUUGGCAGAAUUGUAUCACCCAAACACAGAAUAUAAUGUACGUGUAGCUUCUCGAUUUUUUAAAGGUCCAGAAUUAUUAGUUGACUAUAGAAUGUAUGAUUAUUCAUUGGAUCUUUGGUCUUUUGGAACAAUGUUAGCAUCUAUGGUUUUCCAAAAAGAACCAUUUUUCCAUGGUACAAGCAAUACAGAUCAAUUAGUUAAAAUUGUAAGAGUUCUAGGCAGUGACGAUUUUGAACAGUACCUCAUGAAGUAUGAAAUUACUUUACCUAAUGAAUUCCAUAAUAUGGAUCAAUUUAUUAGAAGACCAUGGCAUAGAUUCGUUAAUGAUUCUAACAGGCUUUUAUGUGGAGAUGAAGAAAUCAUAGAUUUGAUUGAUAACUUAUUAAGAUAUGACCACCAAGAAAGACUUACCGCUAAAGAAGCAAUGGGGCAUCCAUGGUUUGCUCCAAUAAGGAAUAAUGAAUAUACUAUUGAUGAUGAUAUCCUCAUAGAUUAG